Ylistrum balloti is the source of this 2601-nucleotide messenger RNA. RefSeq names its product probable histone deacetylase 1-B. Gene Ontology annotation, molecular function: histone deacetylase activity. The record is from RefSeq and is a predicted model, not a curated record. The transcript has 15 exons. Lineage: Eukaryota; Metazoa; Mollusca; Bivalvia; Pectinida; Pectinidae. The coding region runs from base 24 to 1574 and encodes 516 amino acids.
ACGGAAGCGUUUGAAAGGUAAAGAUGGCUACGCAACCUCAUAGCAAAAAAAGAGUAUGCUACUAUUAUGACGGUGACAUUGGGAAUUACUACUAUGGCCAAGGACAUCCCAUGAAACCUCACAGGAUACGUAUGACCCACAACCUCAUCCUCAAUUAUGGACUCUACAGGAAAAUGGAAAUUUAUAGACCCCACAAAGCCACACAAGAAGAGAUGACCAAGUUCCAUAGUGAUGACUACAUCAAGUUUCUGAGGAGUAUCCGACCAGAUAACAUGUCGGAGUACAACAAACAGAUGCAACGCUUCAAUGUCGGUGAGGAUUGUCCUGUGUUUGAUGGCAUGUAUGAGUUUUGUCAGCUAUCUACUGGAGGGUCUGUAGCCGGGGCAGUCAAACUGAACAAGCAGGCAUCUGACAUUGCUAUUAAUUGGGCUGGAGGUCUUCAUCAUGCAAAGAAGUCAGAAGCUUCCGGAUUCUGUUACGUCAAUGAUAUCGUCCUGGCUAUCCUAGAACUUCUCAAAUACCAUCAGAGAGUGUUAUAUGUGGAUAUUGACAUUCAUCAUGGUGAUGGUGUAGAGGAAGCCUUCUAUACGACAGACCGUGUCAUGACUGUCUCAUUUCACAAGUACGGGGAAUACUUUCCAGGCACUGGUGAUCUCAGGGAUAUCGGUGCUGGCAAGGGGAAAUACUAUGCAGUGAACUUCCCUCUACGAGAUGGCAUAGAUGAUGAAUCCUACGAGUCGAUAUUCAAACCAGUGAUGACCAAAGUGAUGGAGAUGUACCAGCCCAGUGCUGUGGUGUUACAAUGUGGAGCUGACUCUUUGUCUGGUGAUAGGCUUGGCUGCUUCAACCUCACCCUAAAAGGUCAUGGGAAAUGUGCUGAGUUCAUGAAGAAAUGGAACUUGCCUCUGUUAUUGUUGGGAGGUGGUGGUUACACUAUUCGAAAUGUAGCCCGCUGUUGGACCUACGAAACAUCUAUAGCUCUAGGAGUAGAGAUAGCCAAUGAAUUACCGUACAAUGAUUACUUUGAGUAUUAUGGACCCGACUUCAAACUCCACAUCAGCCCAUCUAACAUGGCCAAUCAAAAUACAGGAGAAUAUAUGGACAAAAUCAAAACAAGGUUAUUUGAAAACUUGAGGAUGUUGCCUCAUGCUCCUGGAGUCCAAAUGUCAGCUAUUCCUGAAGAUGCUCUGAAUGAUGAAAGUGAUGAUGAAGACAAAGAAAAUCCAGAUACCCGUGUCUCCAUCAGAGCCAAUGAUAAAAGGAUUGCUUGUGAUGAGGAAUUUUCUGACAGUGAAGAUGAAGGAGAAGGAAAGCGUGACCGACAGAACUACAAACCGAAGAUCAAACGGCCUCGUACUGAUGAUGAAAAGAAGGAAGGAGAGAAAGAUGCCAAAGAGCCUAAAAAGGAUUCUCCUGCUGAGAACAAAGAAGAGCCUGCUAAAGCAGUGACUGAAAAGAAUGAGGAAAAGACGGAGGCAUCUGAAAAGAAAGAGUCUGCGACACCUCCAAGUAAACCUGAACAGCCAGCGGAGACAAAAGAAGAUACAACAGCUGCUUCUAAGAUGGAGCAUUGACCAGUCACGAACUAGCUCCAACAUGUUACACACUAUACCAGCCUGAGACAUGUGUUCCACAACUGGUGGUCAAGUCACCAGGAAACCAAAGUGUUCUCGACCAUGACACGAUGAUGAAGAUCCACAGAUACUGUUGUGUUAUUUGAGAUUCAGCUAAAUGAUGUUAACUUCAGAUAACUUGAUGUGGUAUGCUCUGCAUAUUAAACUUAUCCUAAUACAACCCUCUAGGAUUUGGACCGAGUAGUGACCUAUAAUAUUUGGGCGAGUGUAUGAGGAUAUGUUAGCGAGUGUACUGAUAGCUGAAGAUUUUGUCAGUUAUUUGAUGUUUGGUAUCAGUGUCAGGAAUAUUUAAAUUCCUCACAUUCCAUGGACAUUGUUAGCUGUUUCUACUGCAGAUAUUCAUUACUUGUCAGCUUUACAGCAAAUGUUUCAUUACCACUGAUAAAAUGCAAGAUUAUUUUUCUGUGAAAAGAAUGUAUUCAUUGAUGUUACGGACAAAAUUCAUUAAUCAUUUUUCAUGCACAUUACAUGCUUUACUGCCAGUGCUUUAUCUGUACAGAUCGCUUGUGUUAUAGUCUGUCAGAAGGAAUCAUCUUUGUCCUCAGAUCUGUUUAACCAUGAAAUAAAUAGUGAUUGACUGACUGACUUUAGAUUUAUCACUAUAAUACCAGUAAUGGCCAUUUGGAGGUUGAAUCUUCUGUCAUGUAUAUAAGUUAUUUAUUGAUGUUUUUAGAACGUAGAGAAGGUUGCAAGGACAAAAGCAAUUCAUAUAACUACAUCAUGCUCAUCAUUACUGUUUUGUCAAAUAAUGAUACAAAUUUUUAAUUCUGACUUUCUGAAACCCAAGUCAGUAAAUGAGAUUAAUCAGCAAGUUGAACUAUGAGUAAGACAUACAAGAUGUGUCUAGUAUUUUGAUAUGAAUUAUUCCUGUUGAUUUCAGGACAGGAAAAUCUUUGAUGGUAGAAAUGAUUAGUCACAAUAAUGACAUGGUUGUGUUUCUCCACCAUUAAAAUUGUUCUUAAACUUA